Dothidotthia symphoricarpi CBS 119687 is the source of this 2280-nucleotide messenger RNA. RefSeq lists its product as uncharacterized. The transcript has 3 exons. Bases 1 to 2280 code for a protein of 759 amino acids. Gene Ontology annotation, molecular function: zinc ion binding; sequence-specific DNA binding; DNA-binding transcription factor activity, RNA polymerase II-specific. Lineage: Eukaryota; Fungi; Ascomycota; Dothideomycetes; Pleosporales; Dothidotthiaceae. Gene Ontology annotation, biological process: positive regulation of transcription by RNA polymerase II; DNA-templated transcription. The record is from RefSeq and is a predicted model, not a curated record.
AUGGAGACGCCACUUCUUCGCGUGAGUAGACCUGUAGCUGCCUGCUCACGGUGUCGAGCUGCCAAAGUGAAGUGCGAUGGCAAACUGCCGGCUUGCACAGCAUGCGAGAAGUCGAACCGUGCGAGCGAAUGUUCGAGUGUGAACGAUCAAUUUGCGAGAGGCAAAGAACGAAGCUACGUGGCCACUCUCGAAACCAAGGCUGAGAGGUUAGAGAAGAGAAUUGCAGACGCAAGAGCCAGAAGGAAAUCAUCCGCUGUUAUCAUGCUGGACUACUCAGAGUCAUCGACUCCGCGUAGAACCUCAGGCGAUACUGUCAAAGCACCCAAGCAAAUGAGCAAACGUGCUGCGCGACGGAAAGAAGCCUCGGAUAUCGACGAUUUGGUGGCAGGGUUUGGGCUUCUUGCUGUCAAUGCUACGGCGAGGGACUUUUACGGUUUCACAACAGAAAUGUCCUAUGCAAGAUUAAUACUGUCGGCGGCUUCCAAAGAACCACUACCCACAGGCAUGACCAAAGCUCUUCCCCCCAAGUUCGCCGCCACGCCGCUUAUUCAGCACUAUUUGAACAACAUCUUCACACUGCUUCCCAUUUUUGAGGAAGCUACCUUGUACUCUUCAGUCGACGCCGUCUAUCGACAAGGCGAUGUGGCGACUCCUUUGGAUCGAUGGAUUGUACGUAUGGUGUUGGCAAUUGCGAGUUUAUCUCAGUCUCAGCAACGAGGUGACGCCUUGUACUCGGACGCCGUUGGUCAUGCAGUCGCUGCACUCGACUAUGCGGGAGAUGUCUUGCAUCCUGGCUAUGUUUCCAGCAUACAAGCUCUUGUCCUCCUGACCAUAUAUGCUGCCUUAGACCCUCAUCACUUCGACAGCUGGACUUUGAUCGGCGCCGCUUCAAGAGCUCUUGUGGACAUUGGCAUGCAUCAGGAUCCGUCCAAAAAUAUUGCCAUCUCACAGGCAAAGUUAGAAAUACGACGGAGAGUGUACUGGUGUGUAUAUGCGCUCGACCGAUCUACAUCGCUUGUCCAGACCAGGGCCUUUUCGUUCUCAGACGAGGCUGCGCAAGUUGCAUUCCCCUUCCGCAGCUCGUCAGUCUCCCCCCAAUACUCGUCACCUCAAUCGCAAGUGUUUCAGCAAUCUUUCGACACGGCAAUUAGUCUAUUCAAGAUCCGCGAAAUUCAAUCCGAAUGGUACAUGGAUCUUUUCCAGUCAGGUCGCAAGCCGUGGCCGGAUCCCUACCCAUAUAUCUGGAAGCAGUAUGCCCGUAUGUCGGAAUGGUUCCAAGAUAUACCUCAAAGAAUGCUCCCAGCUGUCAAAUCCUGUUUCGAACUUGAGCUUUUCUACAGCUACGUCUACAUACUCUCGCCAAGUCCACGAAUCCCACAUAUUCAUGAAUAUGCUCAACGCCUGAUAUUCGAGCACUGCAUAGCUUACGCCACGAAUCUGCUUUUUCUGAUCAACACACCCACAAAUUCCACUAAACCAUCACCAACCUUCUAUGACGCAAUGCGAGCAUACAUGACCGGCCGGCAAUUCGUCGAUGUCUUGUCGCGCAACAUGGAUGCGAUGCUCAGCCCACAUCCUCCUGCAUCACCAACACCCUUCACAUCUCAGGUCGAAUCGGAAGAUCCUCUCGCCCCACCUGUGCAAGUCAGUGCGCCGCCUUUCCCGUCGCCAUCCAUACCCGAGGGGCAAAUAUCGCCCCCAGACCCCACCGUCCGAGCCAUUGGUGCUCUCAACGACUUCACGUCGAUUCUUUCGAAUUUUGGACUUCGCUUCGGUUUCAUACACUGGCGUGACCGCUUCCAACGCGAGUCCGCUGGUCUCACACAACAACUGCACCAGCGCAACUCCACAUCGCCUCCUACGUCCCCUCCAAUCCACCAAAUACCACCGACCGUGGCCUACCCGCAGCAAUGGGUCGCCCUGUCCUCCCCGCCUCAACAAGCACCCCAGCUAGUGUAUCAGGACCUACCGACCACGCCCCCAACCGUGUAUCCACCGCAAUCAAGCCCGUUCUCAAGCUCGAUGUCGUACAACGGUAACCCUUUCGACGGGCGAGGCACAAGUCCGCUUCAACCAACACUAUCUUACGACCCUGUGGGCCAAAAUUCGCAUCACUUGUGGUCCACGCCUUCUCCACAGCCUAUGCCGGAUAUGCCCCAGCCGACUGAGGGCAGGAAGAGACAGGCGAUGAUGUAUGGUCCGCGCUUGCCUGACCCGGAUAAUGCUUGGAACCAUGGCCAGCUCGUACAGCAGCAACGGGAUGGUCCGGACUGGAGUUAG